UGGCGAUCUUUCAUGCCGUGAUUCCUAUGUACACAGUAUUUUUGUAUUCUUAUUUUUGUUGAUCUUGUUGAUAUAUUUGUAUUAUCUUGCUCUUUCCUUCAUAGGUGAAUUGUCUAUGCCAAUAAUAUCAUCAUGUGGAAGUGUCACAAAUGUGGAAAACCUGUUUAUUUCGCGGAACGGAAACAAUCAUUGGGUUAUGAUUGGCAUCCUGAAUGCUUAAGAUGUGAAGAAUGUGGAAAACGCUUGAAUCCUGGCCAGCAUGCAGAGCAUAAAGGAGUUCCUUAUUGUCAUGUACCAUGUUAUGGUGCUUUAUUUGGUCCACAAUUAUUUGGACAUGGUACUAGGGUUGAAUCUCAUACAAGUUUUGGUAAAAAAGAAGCCAAAUCAUCAUUACCACGAUCACAUUUGGAAACAAAAUUAAAGGUCUUCAAUCAGUAUUAUGAAGGAAAAAGUGGAGGAAUAAGAAGCAGAGAGGUAAAUGGUCGAUUAAUAUUAGAAGGAGCUUUGAGGAUAUAUUGGGGUGUACAAGGUGUUAUACAUUUGAAAGAAGACGAUGAUCAAAGAACUGUUGUGACAGCUCGAAAUAGAAAUUCAUGUAGAAAAAGUGUAUCAGAGGAAAUAGAAGAAAACGAUGAAAAACCUGUAAAUUCAAUGAAAGAUUUAUCUCCUACAGAAAGUCAAUUAGAAAGUGAACCCAAUUCAUUACCCACGUCCCCAGAUCACUUGAAAAGUCUUACAUUGCCUAUGAAACUUGAUGUUAAAAACAUGGAAUUAGAUGAACUUGAUGAAUUACUUCAAGUAGAACGUAAAAUUGAAGAUGGUGAUAAAUUGUAUCAAACUAUGCCCGAAAAUCUUCCAUCUAUAAGUUCACAUUCCAGUACUGAAUCAUCUCAGACAAGUCAACCAAUUACCGAUUCAUCAGAUACUCGAAGUAGCUCUACUGUAAAUAGUUCAAAUUCUCACUCUAGAACCAAUGAUAGUAGUAUUAACAGUACCCCUACUCAUAGCAUAGAUAGUUCCUCUGGCACAGAUACUCCAAAUAAUCAAAGUACACUGGGUAGAAAUGGAACUCUACGAAGAACUGAUUAUUAUGACAGUUUUGAGAAAAGUAAUAGCAACCGAUCAAUAAGUAAUGAUGACAGCUGGAUUGAAAAAGGAUUGAACCGUUCGAUGUCAGGACCUGAUUGUCUCCAAAGAAAUCGCACUGAUAGUGACACAGAUUCUGUAAGUUCCCUUCAUUUUAGGGACGAUGAUAAUAUGACAAUGUCCACUGAUAGUGGAUUAGAAUUAGACGGAGUGGUUUUACGUCGUAAACAAGGUUCUACAGCCAUACGUCGACGUCCAGGUGGUAGAAGACAAUCAAAAAGUAGAUUAAGACGUCGAUGUUCAAUAAAUGGUCACUUCUAUAAUCGAGAAACUAGUUUUUUCACACCUCCUCAUGGUUCUCAAAUGUCUGUAUGGGUAACUAGUCUUGUCAGCACUCAAGAAGUUAUAAAUCUUAUGCUUGACAAAUAUAAAGUUGACGCGAAACCUGACAAUUUUGCUUUGUUCGUUGUUCGAGACAAUGGAGAGCAACGCAGAUUAAGGGAUGAUGAAUAUCCUCUUGAAGUUCGUGUUUCUCUUGGACCUCAUGAAAACGUUGCUCGUUUAUUUUUAGUCGAUAAAUUGUCGACUCCCGAAAUAAGUUCGGAUGUUGCACAAUUUUUAAACCUUUCGAUAGCUGAAUGCCAUGGGAUUUUACAACGAUAUCACUUUGAAGAAGAACGACAAAUAUCUCAUUUGAAAGAAAAAUACAAAGAAAUGCGUCGACGAAUAAAACAACGCAUGGAGGAACUUAAGGUUCGACUAUAGAUAUAGAAUAAGAUUUUUUUUUUAUAUCUCUAAACAUCAUUUCAAUUUAUUUUUAUGAAUUUUUUGAUAAAUUAUUUUAUAAUUUUUUAUCGAAUAUUAUCAAAUAAGAAACAAAAAAAAGUUUCUUUUCCAUUAAAGUUAUUUUAUAAUGAAAAAUUGAUGAAAUAUAUCUUCAUCAUCGACAUUUAUUAAAAAGGCUGGUAAAAUUAUCUGACAUAGUUAUAGAGCUUCAAUUACUAACGAACUACUUUCUACUAUAUUAGUACUUUCGAGUUUUAGCGAAUGAAUCUUUUCAAAUUUGCUGAGUAUAAACGUAUUCAUUUUAGUCAGUAAUUUAAUAAAU
Molecule: messenger RNA, 2194 nt
Organism: Chelonus insularis
Lineage: Eukaryota; Metazoa; Arthropoda; Insecta; Hymenoptera; Braconidae
Gene: Rassf
Product: Ras association family member
Exons: 9
Coding region: 133-1851 (572 amino acids)
Biological process (GO): signal transduction
Source: RefSeq, a predicted model, not a curated record